UCCCACUGCCAAACAAACUACAUAUAUUUGUUUUUGCUUUCUCUAUACCCAAUUUGAGAAAGCAAAAACAAACUCCAUGAACGGCAAAUAACCAAAUUAAAUUGUCUGUAUCUCUUACCUCAUAGCUCACCUUUGUGGCCAUCACAGUUAUAUAAAUUUGAUCAAAGUGUCCCAUUUCUCUCAUAACCUACAACACACAAUCACAAACACAUUCUUCAAAUCACAUUGCAAUGGCAUUCCCUCAUCUUUUCCUGGCCCUUUUCGUUCUUCAAGCUCUUGUUCUCUCCCCUCUGUCGAUCAAAGCCGCCCCAUCAAACCUCUUCCGCGAAUACAUUGGAGCCGAGUUCAACAAUAUCAAAUUCACAGAUGUCCCAAUUAACGCAAAUGUCGAAUUCCACUUCAUUCUCUCCUUUGCCAUAGACUACACCACCUCCUCUUCAGCCUCCCCCACCAACGGGAAGUUCGACGUGUUCUGGGACUCCGAUAAUCUCAGCCCCUCCCAAGUCUCUUCCAUCAAGAGUAAGCAUUCCAAUGUCAAAGUAGCUCUCAGCCUCGGAGGGGACAGCGUGGGCAAUGGCUUCGCCUACUUCGCCCCAUCCUCAGUCGACUCGUGGGUGUCCAAUGCCGUUUCAUCGCUCACAAGCAUCAUCAAACAGUACAAUUUGGAUGGCAUUGACAUUGACUAUGAGCACUUCCAUGCUGAUCCCAACACUUUCUCCGAAUGCAUUGGAAGGCUUAUCACAACACUAAAGAAAAAUGGUGUUAUUAAAUUUGCUUCCAUUGCUCCAUUCGAUGAUGAUCAAGUCCAGAGCCAUUACUUGGCUCUGUGGAAGAGCUAUGGCCAUCUCAUCGACUAUGUUAACUUCCAAUUUUAUGCGUACGAUAAGGGGACUAGUGUGUCUCAGUUUUUGAGUUACUUCAAGAGCCAGAGCUCGAACUAUAAUGGUGGAAAGGUGUUGGCGAGCUUUAUAAGCGACGGGAGUGGUGGUUUGUCGCCACAAAAUGGCUUCUUUACUGCCUGCAAUAGGCUCAAGAGUCAGAACCAACUCCAUGGAAUCUUUAUUUGGUCUGCAGAUGACUCUAAGUCCAAUGGAUUUCGCUAUGAGAAGCAAUCACAAGCUUUGUUGGCAUCCCACUAGAAUUUGCAAUGGCUUUGAAGCUUUUAAUAAUUGUAUUGACAAAAAACCAUUGUACUUGAAUAGAUUGUGAAACGCCUGUAUUACUGUAAUGUUUAUCUUUCAGAUUGUGUUCUGUUUGUAAGAAUAAUGUACCUUAAUAUAUAUUUAGUAGUUGUUUGUAGCUAA
Messenger RNA from Cornus florida, 1304 nucleotides. Its product is annotated as chitinase 2-like. Lineage: Eukaryota; Viridiplantae; Streptophyta; Magnoliopsida; Cornales; Cornaceae. The record is from RefSeq and is a predicted model, not a curated record. The transcript has a single exon. Bases 231 to 1139 code for a protein of 302 amino acids. Gene Ontology annotation, molecular function: hydrolase activity, hydrolyzing O-glycosyl compounds. Gene Ontology annotation, biological process: carbohydrate metabolic process.